Molecule: messenger RNA, 2128 nt
Organism: Procambarus clarkii (red swamp crayfish)
Lineage: Eukaryota; Metazoa; Arthropoda; Malacostraca; Decapoda; Cambaridae
Source: RefSeq, a predicted model, not a curated record
AUGGCGCGGCGGAAGGCGUGACGCUCGCGCCGCCUGACUCUCUCGUCUGGCUAUGCGAUCCCCGCACCAAAAUAAACAACUGUGAAGCUACAGCUUGGGUUGGCUUGACUGUCCUCUGCCGUUUGACCACUCCGCCGACGUUGUCACUCCAGGUAACUUACGGCCAGGGAUGAAGUCAAAGAUGGCGAGCGAGGUUGCAGGCGGAGCUGUAGCCAAGUGGGCUGCGUCUGGGCUGUAAUAUCGCUCAUGUCUCCUCGUUCCUGCACCAGUUGCUCUGUCUGUCCCAGCGGGGAAUGGUCAACACAGGCCUUGUAUAGUGAAUAAAAGAUGUGAUGUCAUUUGUCUCCUGAGUGCACACCUUUUCACUCAUCUGUUUAUGUGGACAUAAAUAGAAAGAUCUGGUUAUCAUAUAGAUACAGUUAUGGCAAACUCGCCGGUCAAUGGCUCGGUAAUUGAAGCUGUUCCUGGAAAUGCACCGGGCUCCAGCAAUGGUUGUGUACCAAAAAACCUAAAUCGUGUUAAGCAAGAGCCUGAACACUUGGGCGAGGAAAAUGGUAUUCAUGUGGAAGAUGUGUUUGUAAAUGUUAAACAAGAAGUAGAAACAGAUAUGACAAAUGUUUGUGAUAAUAUUGCAAUAGAACAAAAUGAACAGCUCGAAAGGGAAACAAAUCGAGAAGACGGACCUCCACUGAAGAGAAGAACAGUGGUCAAAGGCGAAUCUCUCACUUUAUACACUAUUAGAAGGAGAAAGAGAACUGAAAAUGGGGACGAGGCUCCAGAACUCGGAAGGAAGCUUAAACAGGGAUCGAGAUCGGCUGUUGCUAGCUCAGAAAUGGCAGCACCUCCAAAGUGCCCAUCAAGAUCAUCUCCUGUCAGCCAGUUUGAGAAGGAAUGUUUGCUGGGAAUCGUCAGGGACUUUAUGCCAAUAAUAGCCGAUAAGUCGACGAGUUUCGUUGCCACAUCCAGAAAGGCGACAAUGUGGCAGGAUGUUGCAGCGCGCUUCAAUGCUGCCACUGGAUAUAGCAAGUCUUCCCAACAAGUUCGCAAGAUAUGGGAAAACAUUCGUAAUAGAGCCAAAAAAGAAUAUAUACGAGUUAUGCAAGAACAGGGUAAAACCGGGGGACCCCCGUCCACUCCAGUGGAUACCUUGAGCUCUCAAGUGCUUCCUCUAAUAGAGAAUGAGUUGGAACCUGUAGACAAUCCUUGGGACUGUGAUUCCGAUCUUCACAGUCAAAGUGUUCUUGAAGAGUCUGAUACAAAUAAUGGCCCAGCUAGCCAUGCUGUCACUACACCAGAGCCUCUCCUCUGCCUUGCAGAUCCAUCUAUAGAGCCUGAGUGUAUUGCUGCUCCAUCAGCAGAAUCUGAAUAUCAUUCUGUUGCAACACCAGAACCCGACCAUCUCAGUGGUACAAUAGCAAUGCCCCAACCAUCUGAUGUUCCGUCGUUAGAACCAGAGAGCCUUGAAGGUCCCUCGGGAGAACCGGAGCCUAUUGCAGCUUCGUCUAUAGAACCUGGGAGGGCACAUGAAAGUUGUGCAACUGUGACAGAUGAUAGUCCUGCACAGGUUGUUCCUGUGCAGAGGGUAAGGUCCACCAGAAAAAGAAAAGUGUGGUCCUCGUCAAGAUCAAAAGAAGACACCUACGAUGUAGCAUUAAGGUUGGCAGAUGAACGUAACAAGAAGCGUAUGGAGAUGGAUCAAGCCCUGCAUAAGCAAAAGAUGCAUUUAGUGGAGAUGCAGAUGGCAUAUUUAGAGGAGUAUCAUCAACGGCAGUUAGGUGUCCUUGAAAUGCAAAGACAGUACUGGGAGAAAAAGUCUGAAAAGGAUUAAGGGAAAAGUGAUGUUAUUUGAUAUCGUAGAUUUAGGUUUUAUAAAGUCGCUAUUUCAUUUCAUUUCAUUACAUGCCCAUUGUUUAUGAUUUUUUUUACCAUGACUUCCUGUCUCAUCCUCUAAAUGUGAUAAUAAAAAUAAGUUCAUCAAGAAAUAUUUUUAAGCCUUUCAAGAUUUGUAUUAACUAAUAAAGUGAUACAUAAUUUAAACAACAUUUAAAGUCCUGUUUCAUCACAAUUAAACACUUAUUGCGGUAGGUAUCUCUCAGCCUCUGCAAACUCUUUAAAAUCUUCUAUAUAU